This is a messenger RNA of Cygnus olor (mute swan), 821 nucleotides long. RefSeq names its product small integral membrane protein 29 (gene SMIM29). The transcript has 5 exons. Bases 115 to 444 code for a protein of 109 amino acids. NCBI's taxonomy places the organism in Eukaryota, Metazoa, Chordata, Aves, Anseriformes, Anatidae. The record is from RefSeq and is a predicted model, not a curated record.
AAACCACAGGCCCCGCCCCCAAGCCAGCCCCCGCCCCUCGCCGUCACGCGCCGCGCGGGUUCCGGGUGCGGGCGGCGCGCGCAGCAGCCCCCCCCCCGCGCCCCCAACCCGGCCAUGAGCGGCAACGCGACGGCUCCCAGCGCUCCCAGCGCUCCCAGCACGGGCGACUCGCUGGUGGGCUCCGUGCUGGGCCCCUUCGUCUUCCUCACCCUCCUGGGCGCCGUCGUGGCCGCGGUGAUGUACGUCCAGAAGAAGCGGAGCACCCCGUCCCCGCUCAGCGCCCGUCCCCGCGCCAGGGCGGAGCGGCUGCGGCACCGCCUGCUGCCCAUGUACAGCUACGACCCCGCCGAGGAGCUGCACGAGGCCGAGCAGGAGCUGCUGGUGGAGGCCGACGACCCCCGGGUGGUGCCCGGCUUGGGGGGCCGCGGGCAGUGGAAGGCCUGAUGCUGCCCACGGGGCGGGGGCCGGAUCCUGCCGCCCCCCCCCCACGCUGGAGGCACCGGAGGACGGCGUCGGCACAGCAGCAGCGGGGGUGACGCCGGGGGGGCGUCUCCCACCUUCACGCACCUUUUUUUUUUUUUUUUUUUUUUUUUUUUUUGCUGGUUUUCGUUGGAAAAAAAAAAAAAAAAACCGCCCCCAAAAAAGCCCCUUAAACGCGCUGGGAACGGGAUGCGGGGGGCACAGCCCCGGGGGGGGGGGGGGGCUCCGGGCGGCCCCGUUUGCGGGGACACAGGGUGGGGGGGGGGGGGGGGGGGCUGGACACCCCCCCCCAGGGGCAAAUAAACGGGUUUCUUUGCAAUAAACGCGGUGCUGCUGCUUUC